UUUUACUUUGACAGUUCUUCCGGAUGUUUUUGCCGCGCUCAGCUGUCGUUUAACCGUUUGUGUGUCUCCGGUGUUCAACAUGUGUCGUUAAUCGGUAACUUUUCCCGGUGACAGCCCGGUCAGGAUGGAGGCGUUCACUAAACUAACCAGCAUGCUGCUCAACGCGCUGGAAACGAGGGAGCCCACGGUGGACCUGCUGGACUCCUUCGUGGACCACUGGAAGUCCAUCACCAACUACUACAUCCAGACCACAGAUGAGACUCGUCCUGUCAAAGGGACAGACAUCCCAUGGCGUCUGAGACAGAUGGUGGACAUCCUGGUGUACGAGGAGAAGCAACAGGGGGUCCAGGAGGACACGGGGUCCUGUCUGGAGUAUUUACUGGAACACAAGAUACUGGAGACACUGUGUACGCUGGGAAAGGCCCAGUAUCCUCCGGGGAUGUCUCAGCAGGUCCUGGUCUUCUUCUCUAAACUCCUGUCUCAGAUCCAGAAGUCUCUGCUCCACCUGGUCAACGUCUCCAGACCGGUUCAGAAGCUGAUUCGUUUCUGUGCACUUCCUGGUUCCCAAACAGAGAAGGAGGAGGCUCAGUUCCUAUUGGUUGUCUGCUCCAGAGUCAAACAGGAUCCGCACGUGCUCAGUCAUGUCUUGGAGGUUCCGGACCAACCGGCAGCCCCUGGCCAAUCACAAGCAUCCAAUCAGAAGACGGAGCCGGGGUGGGGUCUGCUGCAGGCGCUGCUGCAGCUCACACAGAGCCAGCGGGGCUCAGUGUGUCUGAAGGCCUACGAAGGCCUCCUGCUGCUGGGGGGCCUCCCUCCCGGCUCCUCGGGGGCCGCUGUGGCGGUGCAGGCCCAGCUGGGGGCGCUGCUGUCGGGGCGGCUGGUGCAGCUCUACUCCAUGCUGCCCCUGGACACUGUGGAACCUCCAGAGGUGCAGAACUGGCCCCACACUGCCUGGAGUUCCCAGUUCUCUAGCCGCAGCUCCGACGGUUCUGCUUCUGAUCACAUGACCAACUUCUUCUGCUGGUUUGACUUCCUGGAUCACCUGACCAGGGAGGCCCCCCAGGCCUUUGCUCUAACUCUGGCUCAGUGUCUCCUUCAGUCUUGGAUGUUGGACGUCCUUCAGCCUCAGCUGCGUCACACGUCGGAGCAGGUCGUCCUCGUCUCCACCUCUGUCCUCUGUGCCACCGUCCGUCUGGUUCGGUCCCAGGUUCUGCUGGAUCAACUGGUCCACUUCCUGUUGGGGUCACAUGACCACACCCUGACCCCCCUACUGCUCCAGCGCUGCGACCACAUCUCAGACCAGAUCAGUAUGGUGUCUCUCUCUCUGGUGGAGGAGCUCCUACAGAAGCCCCACAGGGACAUUUUGGACGUCUUGGUGCUCCAGGACCUGCGCGGCCGUGCUUACCUGACUCCGCCCCCUGCCAGUCAAGAGGACCGCCUCACGGAGAGCAGCGACGUCAUGGAGGACAGCGAGGACCUGGAGGAGGACCCCUUCUUCAACCACACUCUGCUCCUCCCCUCUCCUUCUGACUCCGCCCCCUCCUCCGCCGCUCCUCGUCCUGAAUCGGCCGACGAUGCCGUCAACAGUUUUCUGUGUCUUCUUCCUGUUCAGUGUCGAUCAGCUCAACUCCUGCAGGAGGGAGGAUACGAGUCCUACAUCCACGACGCACACACACUGGUGAUGGAGUGUCGGUCCCUGUCGGAGGCCUUUGAUUGGCCGCUCAGCCUCCCUGCUCCACCUUCAUCACAGGACGUGGUUUUCUUCGAGGGUCACCUGCUCAAAGUCCUGUUGGACCGCCUAGGACGCAUCCUGGAGCAGCCCUAUGAGCUGAACCUCCAGCUGACGGCGGUCCUGUCCAGACUCUGUGCCUUCAGACACCCUCUGCUCAGCGAGUACCUGCUGGACCCCUACGUCCACCUGGACCAGCGGACCCGGUCCCUGUUCUCUGUCCUCAUCAGGGUGAUGGGUCAGUUAAUGCAGAGGGUCCAGAAGGUGUACAACCUGUCCCACAGACUGUUGAAGACCAGGAGGGACCUGCUGGGACUGGACCAGGACUCUGGGUCUGAACAUCAGACUUUGCUUCGAGGCGUCAUCGUCCUGGAGGAGUUCUGCAAAGAACUGGCAGCCAUAGCCUUCGUCAAACUGACCCAGGACCAGGACCCAGGAACCUGGACCAGGACCAGGACUGAGGACCCUGGACCAGGACUCAGGAUUCUGGACCAGGACUCAGGAUUCUGGACCAGGAAUGUGUUCACCUGGACCAGGACCAGGACUGUCUUCACCUGGACAAGGAUCUGGAUCUGGACUAGCAGAUGAACCUGAUUGGUCCAUCUGAUGCUGCUGU
Molecule: messenger RNA, 2345 nt
Organism: Sphaeramia orbicularis (orbiculate cardinalfish)
Lineage: Eukaryota; Metazoa; Chordata; Actinopteri; Kurtiformes; Apogonidae
Product: protein FAM160B2-like
Exons: 19
Coding region: 125-2317 (730 amino acids)
Source: RefSeq, a predicted model, not a curated record